AUGAAGAACUUUCAAGUUUCACCCAAAGCAUCUGAACUGCUAAUGAUACGGUACAGAGGGAUUGCGUUUUUCGAAUGUGAAGACAAACAACAGAGUACUGAAAAGUCAGUAAUAGGUCGUAUUUUAACUAAAUACAAAAUUUUAGAUGUUGAUAUUUCAUCGUCAGAAGACUUUUUAGUAUGUGGGUAUGAGAAGAGAGGAGUUGAGAUGUUUUCUCUUUCCGAUUUCAAACAUGUCUGGAAAAUUGAUGAUUUUGUUGUAGAGAGGGGUAGCACUUGUCAUUUAGCGCUUCCUAUUGAUAUUCUAAAACCACCUCGCUGCAUUGUUUUUCAUCCUUGUAGAAACAUCAUAUUUCCCGGACAACUUAAGCACGUACUUAAUUUACAAGGACAAUUUGAAUCUGGGCCGAUUGUGUGCGAACAAAUACCCAAUAAGUUUACAAAUCGUUGUUUUUCUCACGAUAAUUCCAAAAUGGUUACAAAUUACGGCAUUCAUCUGACAGUUUGGAAUCUAGUUGAAAAUAAGAAGAUAGUAAGCCUUUCAUGUCGGUCAGAAUUACUCUCCAUGUUGUUCUCGGCUAAUGACAGAUUUAUUGGAACAACAAACAUUGAUGAGGUUUGUGUUUAUGAUACUGAGAAUAGUUACACUAUGAUAUCAAGGUCCUGUGCUGGAAACUUUGAAGUUUUAGUUUCGACGUUUUAUUCAGAUUCCUGGUACUGCUUUAAGCUAAUUAGCCUGCUAGUUCUAAAAUCAAAGAACGAAAUCGUUAAACAUGACCUAACAAAUACACCUGUUCCCGAACGUUUCAUUAUAUUAUGGCCAACUAACGCAAGGGCUUCCGCUAAAUUCCAAGUGGUAAUGGAAAGCGAAGAUCGUACGUGGUUUCGCAAAGCAGGUAGUGGUUAUUUUUUUAUCCUCAGUAAUGGAAGCGCUUUGGUUUCUAGCUAUUACAGAAAUGAAAUAAAAUUGCUUAUGCUUACUGAGUUGAUCCAGAAUUCCAAGGUAAUGAAAGGAUCAGACCCAUUGCUUUAUCUCCGGUAUGCGAAAAGUUGUUCUGUUUCAGUAGAUGGAACAUAUAUUUACACACAUGACAAUAGAGGUAUUUUACAUAUCAUGAAGCUUAGUCGGCCUCAGUUAGUAAAAUCUAAGAAACUUGGUCAAAUAAAAGACAAUCUUAUUCCUUUUGUUCCAGUAACAAAUGGUGUGUUCUUUCGUGGAGAGGUACGGAAAUCUUUAUGGAAACUAUUUAUUGGUAAAGAUGAGUCCUUUUCAGGCAUCCCUGAGCUGUGGAAUUCUGAAGUGACUCAACGUCUCGUCAGUUUUCCUGAACUGAUUGGUACUUGUUAUUGUCGUUCAGUCGUACAAGAUUUAGUAGCUUGUAUCAUGGAGUCGCAG
Paramuricea clavata is the source of this 1395-nucleotide messenger RNA. The record is from the annotation of a GenBank genome assembly. NCBI's taxonomy places the organism in Eukaryota, Metazoa, Cnidaria, Anthozoa, Malacalcyonacea, Plexauridae.